Molecule: messenger RNA, 1362 nt
Organism: Carya illinoinensis
Lineage: Eukaryota; Viridiplantae; Streptophyta; Magnoliopsida; Fagales; Juglandaceae
Product: craniofacial development protein 1
Exons: 5
Coding region: 98-898 (266 amino acids)
Source: RefSeq, a predicted model, not a curated record
CCGGAAUAGCCCAUCACGGACUCUGAACCGACGGCGUAAGAACAAAAUCCCUUAAAUCAGCAGCGAGAUUGCUUCCAUUCCAUGAACUCGCUCUUUAAUGGCUACAACGAACGGAUCCCACACCUCAGGAACAGGUACUCCAAAUGAAAAGGAUGGUUUAUCAAAUGAAUCUGCUAAAGCAACUGAUCCCACUUCAAAAUCCGAGACAAAACCUGAAGAAAAUGUUAAAGCUCGGGUAGAUGCUAUGUGGGAACAGAUGAAUAAAGGCGUACCUACUAAGACACUCAAAAGUUUUCCAAACAAGCGUAGUUCAUCUGAGAGUAAGAAAACAAAGAAUUCAGCCAAGAAUUGGAUGGCAUAUCUGGGACUGGCACCAAAUACAGGAUCCCUCGGAAAAGUUUUAUCACAUAAGGAACCUAGUGUCCUGCAGGACAGCACGAGUGAUGAGGCCAAGAGGCUUGCUGCUGCUGCUGCUGCUCUUUCAGCUGUUAGGGAUGCUACAGCUACUGCAGCUGGCUGGGGGAAAGUUGAGAUCACCGAGGUUCGGGACUUUGCCGGCCAAGAAAUUGAAGUUAAAAAGCUUGUUGAUGCUGAUUCAAAGGAAGCUUCUGAAAAAGCCAAAGGUCCUGCACCUUCUGCUGUUGAUGCAGUGCUUGAACAAAUCAAGAAGAAACAAAAGCUCAGUGUGCUUGACAAGACAAAACAGGAUUGGGGGGAGUUCAAGGAAGAAAACAGAGGCUUGGAAGAUGAGUUGGACGCUUACAAAAAGAGCUCAAACCAGUAUUUGGAAAAGGUAUCCUUUUUGCAGCGAACAGAUUACCGGGAGUUUGAGCGGGAGAGAGAUGCACGGUUAGCUUUGCAGGCCAGGAGGAAGCCAGAUAUGCGAGAGGACCUAUGACUGGAUGACUCUCUUGAGUUUCUCCCCUCUUGAUGAGUUUGUGCAAUUUCACCCUAGAGAUUACAAAGAUAAGAAGAGGGGGGGAGUUGCUGAUAGCCUGAUAAUUUUCCUGGCGGCCUUGUUCAAUGAGGGAAGAAGACCGUCGAUAUUGUUGAAGAGGAAAGAAGGCCUCUAAUAUUGUUGGUGGAGAUGUGAUGCAUUUCGGCAAAUUGUGUAGGUUUUAGAUACCCUAACAGGAAUGGGAAUUUCCUGUUACAUGUUCUUUCUGAGGACUGAAUAGGCUUUAUUGUAAAUCAGCAAAAUAUAUUUUUCCUCUUAUUAGUACUUAAAAAAAUAUUUAGAUUUGUCCUCCUAUUUAAGUUUUAUUUGGUGGGUUAUAGGUCUCUUGUUUUAAAGACAUUGGAGCAUGCAGUUGCAGUGCCACUUUAUGAAACAGAGACCGAAGUGCUGUUUCCUUCUCCUAA